Leptonychotes weddellii (Weddell seal) is the source of this 2506-nucleotide messenger RNA. Lineage: Eukaryota; Metazoa; Chordata; Mammalia; Carnivora; Phocidae. The record is from RefSeq and is a predicted model, not a curated record.
UGGACAGUGGAGAGGUUAGCUUUCUCUCUCCUUCUAGUUCAGUCCUUUGGCUAAUGGGAAAGACCACGCAGGAGCUAUGGAGUUGCUUUCUGUGCUUGACAAAAGUGCAUAGAUAGAAGACAGGGAUUCCUGGCUGGGAGGAGGGAGGAGAGCUGAAGAUCUCUGCCUGGGCUGGCUGAGCUAAGCAGUCAAAGUGGGAAGCUGAGUGCUUGAAAGAGGAUUGUGCUCGCACUAGAAAUAAGCAAAAUCGGGUCAUGCAAAUGAGCUACUUGAAAAGUAAAGAAAAAGGAUAUGGAAAACUAAGCAGUGAUGAAGACCUCGAAAUAAUUGUUGAUCACAAGCAGGUAGUAGGUGUAACCUUGAAGAAAAAGUGGCACUGUCUUCAAAAAAGUGACCUGACCCUGGCUUUGGGAAAAGGCUCUAGGGCGGCAGAUAAGGCUGUUGCCAUGGUGAUGAAGGAGAUACCGAGGGAGGAGUCUGCUGAAGAAAAGCCCCUCCUUACUAUGACAUCACAGCUGGUGAAUGAGCAGCAAGAAAGCAGACCCCUCUUGAGUCCCUCCAUCGAUGACUUUCUCUGUGAAACCAAAUCGGAGGCAAUAGCAAGGCCAGUAACGUCCAACACAGCCGUAUUGACCACAGGCUUAGAUCUCCUUGACCUGAGUGAACCCGUCUCUCAAACCCAAACCAAAGUCAAGAAGUUGGAGGCCUCAUCAAAAACCUCAUCCCUCAAGAAAAAGGCUGAUGGAUCUGAUCUUAUCAGUGCAGAUGCUGAGCAGAGAGGCCAGCCUCUCCGAGGCCCAGAGACAUCAUCCUUAGAUUUAGACAUUCAAACACAACUGGAAAAAUGGGAUGAUGUUAAGUUUCAUGGAGAUCGAAAUAGCAAAGGGCAUCCAAUGGCAGAGAGAAAAUCAUGCUCAUCUAGAACUGGAUCAAAAGAACUUUUAUGGUCCUCAGAGCACAGAUCUCAACCAGAACUAAGCGGUGGAAAAAGCGCCCUGAACUCCGAGUCGGCUUCUGAGUUGGAAUUAGUGCCUCCAACACAGUUCAGCAAAUGUGAUUGAAUGUCUACUAUCCACAAGCCAUAAGUGAGGCAGUGAAAAGGUUAGAAAGAGGAAUUCAAUUAUCAGAAGUAUCAAGACCUUUAUUAGACAGUACAAUUAGACAGUACACUUUCUAAAUACAGUUUUGCUUGUUGGAAGAUAGUACAAGAGCCACAUCGACAUCCCUUUUCCCUUCCUGACCGUGCUCAGUGGGCUACCAAUGAGGAAAGAAGCAAGCAAAGACGGAAGGAAGGAGCAAAGGAAAGGCAGCAGGGCAAGAACCACAGGAAGACAAGGAGGAAGGAAAGAAAUCUGAAAGAUCACUUUCAGGAUAGUAGGCAAUCUGCACACAGUAGGUACUCAACAAAUACUUGUUGAAGUGGAAAAAUAAGAGAAUACUAACAAAAAGGAGAAACAACAACACUUGUCAAAUUUAACAAUUUGAAAGUAGUGGCUAAUUAAUAGUUAACUAAAAGACAGACAAAAAUAAAAAUAAAAUGACAAGAUUUUAUUCUUUCAUCAUUUUUGAAGCUAGUUUCACAAAUAAUUUUUAGUUAUGCAUGGUAAUGGACUGUCCAUCUCUUUUCAAAAUCAGCACUGAUUUGCUUUGAUGUUCUACAACAUAGAAUUUCAUAGUAGGAUGGAGAUGGGAACCAUAUGCUGCCCACCUUGCACAAAGCUCUAGGAAUUUGCUCUUUGACACAUAAGGUACAACUUUUUUGUGCACAUUCAACAAUAAAUGUCUGUGGACUGAUUAAGAAAAAAAAAUCACAACCCACUCAAAGAGGCACGAGUUUAUCUGUACUAUAUAAGAAUCCAACCAGUCUGCAUUAACCACUAAACAAAAGUGCUCUAAACACAAAUAAUUCUUAUUUUUUUGAAGAUUUUAUUUAUUUGACAUAAUUUUUAAAUGAAUUUCUAAAGUCACACCUGAUAAGUGCUAACCAGAAAGAUAAUGACAAAAGCCAAAUUUUAUAGCACUUACUGUGCACUGAGCAUUUUGUGUGUGUAUUUACAUGAGUUAUUGUACUUGAUUCUUAUACAGACUCAGCAAGUGAAUAUACACUUUGCAGAUAUGAAUACUGGGGAUUAUAGAGAUUAAGUAAUUUGUCCAAAUUCACCAGUUACUGUUAAAUCCAAUCAGGAUUUGGCCCUAGGCAGUCUGACUCCAAAGAUUAUGCUUUUAAUUACUGUGUUACAUUGUUACCCAAAGUCUGCUAGUUGUUAUAUUUUUCUUUUCUAUAGUUAAGCAGCACCCUUUUCCCCAUCAAUCUCUUCUGAAAAGAUAAUGAGCUUUUUAAACAUGUGUUUUGGUGGGAGACCUCCAGCGGUAAUGUAAAGGUAAUUGUAUAAGGGGUUAUGAAGGACUGACAUUGAGGUUAGCCAACAAGAGUUAUGCUAGGACAACCACAGCCACAAAUACAGUAAUUUUUAAAUCAUAACUUUGAUCACAAUCAUAAUUUUGA